AUGUUAGCUUAUUGCUAUUAUGCCGUCGUUAUCGGUCGCUCUCCUGGAAUCUACACUAAUUGGAGUACCUAUAUUGAUCAAGUUUGGGGUUACUCAGGAGCAAUUUCUCAAGGUUUCCCAACAAAACUGGCUGCUGUUACUUUCUUGAUUACAGGAAAACGUGUUCUCACGAAUGGCACAUUACAGAUGUCGAUCAACUCUAGCCAUCUAAAUGAGCUAACCCCAAGGGUUAACGUCUACGCAGAUGGUGCGUGCGGAAGAUACGGCCUGCUGGAUUUUAUUGCUGGUGGUAUCGGGGUGUAUUAUGGAAAGGCUGAUCCUCGUAAUGUGAGCAAGACUCUCAUCGAAGUUGAUUGUAAUGAUGACUGCAAAAGCCAUCGAGCUGAACUCCUCGCAAUCAAGUGUGCGUUGGACAACGAAGCAAAACUCUUAAAAGACGGAACGUCUGAGGGGCCAAUUAACAUCCACUCUGAUUCGCUCCAGUCCCUUCUCAGCAUGACGUUUUUGCGAGAAUAUUGGAAGGUCAAUGGCUGGCGCAAAUUGUCGGGAGGACGUAUCAAAGACAUGGACUUGAUUGUACCAAUGUCACGCCAAUUGGACUCAAUUAAUCAAAUCUAUAAUGACAAAUGGUGGGGUCCGGUUCAAUUCACGAAAGUACCAAGCCAUCUGAAUGUUAGCGGUAAUAUCUAUGCUGAUUGUUUAGCCAAACAAGGUGCGGACGAAAUGUUUUCGAUUUUGUAUACUGAUUGA
Diutina rugosa is the source of this 750-nucleotide messenger RNA. Its product is annotated as ribonuclease H family protein. Bases 1 to 750 code for a protein of 249 amino acids. NCBI's taxonomy places the organism in Eukaryota, Fungi, Ascomycota, Pichiomycetes, Serinales, Debaryomycetaceae. Gene Ontology annotation, molecular function: nucleic acid binding; RNA-DNA hybrid ribonuclease activity. The record is from RefSeq and is a predicted model, not a curated record. Gene Ontology annotation, biological process: DNA replication, removal of RNA primer. The transcript has a single exon.